Molecule: messenger RNA, 1680 nt
Organism: Fonsecaea nubica
Lineage: Eukaryota; Fungi; Ascomycota; Eurotiomycetes; Chaetothyriales; Herpotrichiellaceae
Exons: 3
Coding region: 1-1680 (559 amino acids)
Biological process (GO): secondary metabolic process
Molecular function (GO): CoA-ligase activity
Source: RefSeq, a predicted model, not a curated record
AUGGCAACCAAGAUAUACAGAUCGAAAGAUCCCGACGUUGCCGUGCCCGAGGACCUCAGCUUGACGGAACUCCUCCAUCGCAGCGCUCGAUCUCCCCCUCUACCCUCUGACCAAGUCAUCGCGCAGGACGAUGUAGAAAAUCGCACCCUAACUAUAGGUCAGCUACGUUCGAAUGCUGGAAGACUUGCCAAAGGCCUGACACAACAGUACAGUCCGGGUGAUCAAAGUCGAUGGGCCGUUAUCCUACCAAACAGUGUUGCCUACAUCGAAGCUGUCCAUGCAGUUCUGUGGCUCGGGGGCGUCUUUUGCCCCAUAAAUCAUUUGCUGAAACCGGGCGAGAUUGCGCAUGCCCUAACAGUGUCCAAGCCGAAAUUUGUGAUAGUAUAUUCCAAGGUUUGGGCAACGGUGAAAGAGGCUAUCGAACUUGCCCAAGACAAAUGCCCCGAAUUGAAGGAUCUAGAAGUCUUGACUGCCAUCGGUGCACCGACCAAGGGAUUCCGACACCUCCAUGCAGAUCUCCUGGCGUCUGAGGAGUUGUCUGUACCUCACUAUUCGGAUACUAGGAAGCGGCUGGCAUCGAUACACCUCUCAUCAGGCACCACGGGCAAUCCCAAAGGGGUCGGGCUUUCGCACUACAAUUACAUAGCCAACGUGUUACAAAUGUGGGCACACGAUCCGGAUCAUUGGUCCCCGGACGAGAAGAUUGUGUCGUAUACGCCAUUUGUGCAUAUCGCUAAUACAACGAUACCUUUGUUCCUUGGACCAUGGACCGGCAUGUUGCACAUUAUAAUGGAAUCCUUUGAGAUCGAGUUGUAUGCCAAAACCAUCCAACGGACGAGAGCCACAGCGGCACAGGUGUCGCCAACGACCGCGUUGACCAUAGCCACCACUGAUCUGGUCUCAAGAUAUGACUUUUCCACCAUCAGACACAUGACUUGCGGUCCACUUCCCCUCAGUCAAGAUGAUUAUCAAGAGUUCCUGCGACGUGGCAAAUGGAAGACAGUAGCGCUUUACGGCAUGACAGAGGCCGCUCCGUACGUGACGUGGCAGAAGAUUAGAGACGUCAUGCCCCUGGGGAAGAGUGGCACGCUGUUGCCCAAUAUUCUGGCAUCGUUGCGUCUUGAAAACGGCGCAGAUGCCCCUGAAGGAGGGCCGGGUGAGUUGUGGUUGAAAGGACCCAAUAUGACGGCAGGGUAUGUCGAAAAUCCUGCUGCCAACGAGACCGCCUUUGAUCGUGAUGGAUGGUACAAUACGGGCGACGUGUGUACCAUUUCCCCGGAAGGCCAUCUACAGGUUGUGGGCCGGACAAAGGAGUUGAUCAAAUACAAUGGCUUCCAGGUGUCUCCGACCGAGCUGGAGGCGUACAUGCUCUCUCACCCUGCCGUUCUGGAUGCUGCGGUGGGAGGAGUGUGGGAUCAGACUAAGAUGACCGAGUUGCCCACGGCGUACGUGGUGCUCAGAGAACACGUCAAAGAGCGAAAAGACAAGAUUCAAGCGCUCAAGAACAUUCAGCAAACCGUCGAUGGGCAGGUGGCAGGAUACAAGAAGUUGAGGGGACACGUCUGGGAGGUGACAUCCCUACCGAGAAACGCGACCUUCAAACUCUUGCGGAAGCAGCUGGCAACGCACAAGACAGGACUCUGCUCUAGUGAAGGUGAAGCCAGGCUGUCCAAGCUGUAG